CACAUCACGGCGCAGGUACACCAAGGAUCUGUGAGCAACAUCGGUGCCCAGGUAGAUGUUAGCCGACCACUGGAUUUAAGAUGCAGCACGUUGUGUAAAAAAAUGACAAUCUUCAUUCUCUUGAUACUCUCUGUCUGGGCGCUGCCUACGGACGGGGCAGUGGCUAAGGACGAACAUGGAUGUGAGCUGGAGGGCAGGACGUACGCUGCAGGGUCCAGGUUCGCGCCCAACUCGUGCACGACCUGCGAGUGUCCCCUCCACGGGGGCGUGGCCGAGUGCGUGACGCGGGAGUGCGUGCAGGACCAGAACUGCGUGCAGUACAGCAUUCAGUCGGACGAGUGCUGCCCCACCUGCGUGGAGGUGGGCUGCCGUCAUACGGACGGGAAACUGUUUCAUCAAGGGGAGGUGAUCCGUAACGAGGCUUGUGUUCGCUGCUACUGUCCCUUUGGUGGCGGGAACCCGGUGUGUGACGUCACGUCCUGCCCGUUGUCCCAAUGUGUUGACCCCGUGAGUGUGCCUGGUGUGUGCUGCCCCAUCUGCCCUAAUGGUCCUAACUGUCAGAUUGGAAUCCUGACUCUGCCCAUUGGUCAGUCUAUUCUUGUAGAGGGAGCCACGUGUACCUGUGAAAGUUUUAUUGACGUUGACGGAAUCAAACGGACAUUAGCGAGAUGCAACAAGAGCUAAAGGCAGGAGCUUAAGACCGAGAUCAACCCACACAAUGGCUGGUAUGGGACACGGUGUUCACAUAAACACACACUGCCUGUUUACAUUGUGCCUUAAACACAAAGCAAGAUGUUCAUGUUACAUGGACUAAACCUUAAUCACCCGGUCAAACGAAUGGAAUCCACGCAUUCAUCACACGGAUAAAUAAAGAAAAUUUGUUUACAGAUACAAAGCUAGCAAGAAUUUAUAUAGCUAUCAAUGUGCCUUUGUCUAUAAUUAAUUAAUUAAUUAAUUUUUGUUGCUUUAUUCGGGUGUAUCUAUUGAUUGUUAUACUUCUUAAAUAAAACUAAGAUUAAACUAAGAAGUUUUUUCUUCACUUCACAAUGUAAAUGAAGUUUCCUUAUAUUGGCUUCAUCAAAAAUGAUAAAAUUGCAUUUUAUCUUGAUUACUUGUGAACGAGUGAACCUGUUUUUCAGACCGCGAUGUAACACGGUCUCUGAGCCAACUCAGCACCAGUGGGUAUCUGGC
This is a messenger RNA of Physella acuta, 1191 nucleotides long. RefSeq names its product cysteine-rich motor neuron 1 protein-like. The record is from RefSeq and is a predicted model, not a curated record. Lineage: Eukaryota; Metazoa; Mollusca; Gastropoda; Physidae. Gene Ontology annotation, cellular component: AMPA glutamate receptor complex. Gene Ontology annotation, molecular function: protein binding. Gene Ontology annotation, biological process: negative regulation of BMP signaling pathway.